AUGCCCUUCUCCCACCCGAUGCUCGGCAAACGAGCCCCCUUCAUCGCACUGCCGGACGCCAAUGGAAACCUGUACGAACUUCCUGUCGGGCAGAAGGCCAUCGCCCUUUACGUAUUUCCUCGCGCAGGUAGCCCCGUCUGCACAAAAGAGGCCUGCGCAUUCAACGAGGCGAGGGAUCUCAACCCGGUCUUCUCGUAUCUGAACAAGUACGAUUUCGAAAUCAUCGGGAUCUCUGGAGACCCGAUCUCGCGGCAACACAAGUUUGUCCAGAAUCACAACCUGAACCAUGUGGUCUUGAGCGAUACGUCUGGGGAAGCACGACGAGCUUAUGGAGUGACCAAGGUGCUCGGGUUCAUUCCAGGUCGAGAGACGUUCUUUAUCGGUCGAGACGGGAUCAUCAAGGGCGUAUGCACCAAACAGCUGAACCACAAGGCUCACCUGGCGCUGAUCGAGUCGUGCUUGAGGGUGGAAACUGAGGUCAUGGAGAACAUGUGA
Messenger RNA from Filobasidium floriforme, 495 nucleotides. RefSeq names its product thioredoxin-like protein. Gene Ontology annotation, cellular component: cytoplasm. Gene Ontology annotation, molecular function: thioredoxin peroxidase activity. Gene Ontology annotation, biological process: cellular response to oxidative stress; cell redox homeostasis. The coding region runs from base 1 to 495 and encodes 164 amino acids. The record is from RefSeq and is a predicted model, not a curated record. The transcript has 5 exons. Lineage: Eukaryota; Fungi; Basidiomycota; Tremellomycetes; Filobasidiales; Filobasidiaceae.